CAUUGUCCACACAUAUGCCAUGCUGCUUAAAGGAGACCUGCCUCUUUCCUUGUAGUAAAUACGAACUACAAAAUGCACCCUCCUGUGAAACAACCCAGUCCAUUCUACAACAUUUAAUUCUUUCCAAAUAUUUGUUCAAGUCAUCUGUGGACCGCAGUUUGAAGCGACGGCAGGUGAAGCCACUUGCUGCCUCUCUCUUAGAUGCCUUGGAUUACGACAGCUCGGAUGACAGUGACUUUGAAGUUGGAGAUGCUUCAGGGUCAGAUGGCACAGGCAAUGGUAGUGAUGACGAAGGGUCCAAAGCGAGCGCUGCGGGUUCAGAAAGUGAUUCGGACAAUGCUCCUUCUGCAGACGAUGGUAUAGAUGAGGAGGAGACCAAAGAUUUGGCUGCUCAUGACAACCUAACUGAGGAUGAAGAGAAAAACAAACAGCAACCAUCGUCAGACAGCUCCACCAAAGACACUCCCACUGUCACCCCACCUAAAGGCAGACGCAAGAGUAAGAAGACGCCAGAGCCGGAGCCUGCUGCAGCUACAGGAACUGAAUCUACAUCAACAUCUGUGUCUGGCAACACAAAUGCAGAAGAGUCUCAGGCUGAGCCCAAGAAAUGGAAUUUCCGCAGAAACCGCCCCCUGCUGGACUUCACCACCAUGGAAGAACUGAAUGAGAUGGAUGACUACGACAGUGAAGACGACAAUGACUGGAGGCCUACUGCAGGAAAGAAGAAAGGCAAAGCAGCAACCCAGAAAGGAGGCACAGAGGAAGAAGAUGGUGGCAGUGCUAGUGACGAUGAUGACGAUGACAAUGAUGACGACGAUGAUGAUGACGAUGAUGAGGACGGUGAAAAGGAAGAUGGUGAUGACAACAACAACAGUAGCAGUGACAGUGACAAAGAGGUGAAGAAGCCCAAGAAGAAGACGAAGAGCAGCGCUGCUUUUGAUGAUGAACUCACCAAUGAUAGCAUGUCCCAGGGAAAGGGCAAUGAGGAUGCUUUGUUGGAUCGGUCCCAGACUUGGAGCACUCAACACAUCCUCAUUUGCUGCGUUUGCCUGGGAGACAACAGCGAGGAUGCAGAUGAGAUUAUCCAGUGUGACAACUGUGGGGUGACCGUGCAUGAAGGGUGUUAUGGCGUGGAUGGCGAGAGUGAUUCGAUUAUGAGCUCGGCGUCAGAGAAUUCGACAGAGCCUUGGUUCUGUGAUGCCUGUAAGAAUGGAGUGACUCCUAGCUGUGAGCUGUGCCCCAACCAGGAUGGCAUCUUCAAAGAGACAGAUGCCGGGAGAUGGGUACAUGUGGUGUGUGCACUUUAUGUUCCUGGAGUAGCAUUUGGAGACAUCGAUAAACUCCGGCCAGUGACGCUCACAGAGAUGAAUUAUUCAAAAUAUGGGGCCAAGGAGUGCAGUUUCUGUGAGGAUGCCCGCUUUGCCAGGACUGGUGUGUGUAUCAGCUGUGAUGCAGGAAUGUGCCGUUCCUACUUCCAUGUCACCUGUGCACAGAGGGAGGGACUCCUGUCUGAAGCUGCAGCAGAGGAGGAUAUCGCUGAUCCAUUUUUUGCAUACUGCAAACAGCAUGCCGACCGCUUUGACAGGAAAUGGAAAAGGAAGAAUUACCUGGCCUUACAGUCUUAUUGUAAGGUCUCUCUGCAGGAGAGAGAAAAACAACUUACUCCUGAAGCUCAGGCCCGAAUUACCACCCGCCUCCAGCAGUACCGGGCAAAAGCAGAGCUGUCAAGGAACACCCGGCCUCAAGCAUGGGUGCCCCGGGAGAAAUUGCCACGACCUCUGACAUCUAGUGCUUCAGCCAUCAGGAAGUUGAUGAGAAAGGCAGAACUGAUGGGCAUCAGCACCGAUAUUUUCCCUGUGGACACAUCUGAUGCUAACGCCAGCAUGGACGGACGCAGGAAACACAAGCAGCCUGCACUCACAGCAGACUUCGUUAACUACUACCUGGAGCGGAACAUGCGAAUGAUCCAGAUCCAGGACAACAUCUCCGAGCAGAAGAACCUAAAAGACAAGCUGGAGAGUGAGCAAGAAAAACUACAUGUAGAGUACAACAAGCUCUGUGAGUUUCUGGAGGAACUGCUGAAUGUAAAUGGAGAGCUGCGAGGUGAAGGCCAGGCCAUGUGGACUCUGCUGGGGGGCAUCUUGGGCCAGAAAGUAAAUACUCCAGCAAUUCUGAAAGCCCCAAAAGAGAGGAAGCCCAGCAAGAAGGAAGGAGGAACUCCAGGGAAGUCAUCCAGUCUACCAGCAAUCCUCUACAGCUGCGGCAUCUGUAAGAAAAACCAGGACCAGCAUCUGCUGGUGUUAUGUGACACAUGCAAGCUUUACUACCACCUAGGCUGCCUGGAGCCACCACUGACACGAAUGCCCAAGAAGACUAAAAACAGCUAUUGGCAAUGCUCUGAGUGUGACCAGGCCAGCAGCGAUGAAGCUGAUAUCGCCAUGGAGACCUUACCUGAUGGGACCAAGAGGUCCCGAAGACAGAUCAAAGGACCAAUCAAAUUCAUCCCACAGGAGAUGUCGCCAGAGCCCAAGAAACAUCAAGUGAGAGGCGCGGUUUGGAAACCCUGGGCCUAGACAUCUGCCGAGGACCCUGCUGGAGCUCUCAGGGAUUAAGCAGCCUUCUGAUUUUUCUCGCAGCCACAGCCGCUUGGGUGAAGCACUUCAGUGCAGCAUUUAUCUUCAAAUGCAAGGCGUGCAAUGGCAGCUGCUAAAAGGACCAUGCUUUGCAUUUUUAAUGCUUUUAGCAGGGCACCCAAGCGCUGGCACUUCUCUAAGGCCAUGUUUCAAUUUAUCAAGACUGUUUAAUCGACCUCCUGCUGGCUUUGUGUGUGUGUGCGUGCGUGCGCAUGCACGUGCGCAUAUGUGUGUGAGUGUGUGUCUGUAUGUGUUUCUGUGUGUUCAUAUGUCAGGGAAGAGCAUACUGUGUGUGCUUGCACAUACACUCUUACCUUUGGCCAAAUGGGCUAGCAUAGUUCAGUGGUACCUUGAUGAAGCAGAGAGAUGAUGCUGCUAUUCACAGUUUGUAGUAGGUAGUGUCUGCUGGAGGAAAACCUUUUAAUGUCAGCCUGUGAGCCCUGUUUAAUUUCGCAUGUACGGAAUGUCGCAGUUGUAAACCAACAAAGCACUCAGAGAGUGCAGUAUGCCGCCAAGGCUGCUCAGUCAUUGUAUGAUUUCCGACGGAUAAGUCCCAAUAAGCGGUGGAUUUGUAGUAGGAUCGCAAUCGUGAUCGUCAGUAGACAGCUGACAUAGUGUUCACUUGUCGUCAUAGUUACAGUCCCGCCGUGACGCUGUCUCGCAAUGAUACAGAAAUCUUUUUAAAAAUCCAUGAAUCAAGACUAUAAGCCGCAUCACUGCCAAAAUCUAAUCAGGUGGUCCUUGUGUCAUUUUGGACCUUCCCUGAAAAUUUCAUCCAAAUCUGUUAUUCCGUUUUUGAGUAACGUUGCACACAGAAAGACAGACAAACAGACAAAUGUACACCGAUUGUCACUGAACUCUGCUGUAUUCCUUGGCGGAGUAAUUAAUGCUCCAUUCUACAGUUUGUCUGAUUUAACACUGCCCAACUUAAAAUCGAGACUGUGAAAAACUAGUUCAAACUAAGCUUAAUGCAAGGGCAGUUCAUGAACACACACUGGCUCUGUAGCGUUGGACGCAACCAGAAUUUCCUGUAGCUAGUUUGUUCUGUCAGCAGGUUUGAAAUGUAAAUACACCACAGGUUGUACAGACAGGUGCUUGUGUGUUACCUCAGAGAAUACAUGCAGUAGAGCUCAAUCCUGUUAGAGUUACAUAGUUCAUACAGAGCAAAUAUUGCCAGACUUUAUUUAAAUUGACACCUUGCCGUAUAGGAUUCUCCUAAUUUCUUCGGCUGUUGUUAGUUGUUCAAAACAAGAUAUAGAAAAGUAAAAGGGAGGGAAUAGUUUUACAGGGUAUAUGUUUUAAUUUGAUGCAAUGAUAUCCCUAUUUUGUACCCUUAAAGCAUAUUAAGGAGAAAUGUCAAGGGAUUCAAGAGGCUAACUGAAGGUGGUGAUAAAAUACUCCCACUAAUGGGAUAUGGUUUGCUGCUGCUGGCAACUCACCACAGUGCUAACAUUAAAACCUUACACAUAAACAUAUGCCAUUAAUCAGCCGAAAAUUGUGAAAUUAAGUUAAUAUGUCUUGUUAUUACCACUUCUUAUGCUCUGUUAAUUUCUUUAAUCCUGUGUGAAAUGAUUCAUGCUUGUUAAAGAUGCACUGAUGUACUUAAUUAAAAGAUUGAUUUUGCCUGGGACUUAUAAACUGCCCACAGCUUUAAUUUCUUCACCUGAGCAGAGCCUGAGAUUAGCUUUGCUGUACUGAGUGUUUUUUAGCUGAUCCAGCUACUGAACUUCACUCUGUUCUCCCUGGCCUUAUAGAUUGCUUUACCGGCAGUAUUUUAAAACAGAAAUUAUUGAAAAAUUUUUGGCCUUUUGUUUGACGCUGCAGUUGCAGGAGAAAUGGAGGUCUGAAGGAGCCAAUUGGCAGCAUUCUUGGAGUUAGCAGUCUUAAUGAUAAGUGCUCCAUCUGGUGAGUAGUGGUGAGCCAAAGGCGACAGAUGGAAUUGUUUUCACAAUCUGUUUAAAUAUGUUGUCGAUUUUUCUUCCCAUUUAAACCUUCCCCAGCAUCAGACACUCGCUGGCUGGCAACAAGAAGGAGAUGUUUGAUUUGUAUUUCCUUUCAUGCUGUAUUAAGCCACCUGUAAGAAGGGAUCACAUUUCAGGCCUGUGAAGUAGAUGGGUAUUGUCCUGUGUCCAUCCAGUGCUGUUUUCCCUUGCACAGAAAGAAUGUGAUCGGUGUUCUGGCAUGUUCAGCAGUCAUUUUCAUUGUCACAGCAUGACUAUGUGGUAAAUAUUAUUGGUGCUGUGAGUCAAGUUGCCUUAAUGUGUAGUUUGUGAGGAGACUAGUGGUUAGGAAGUAGUGUCCCACAGUGAGGGGCGUUGUUAUAAUGUGGGGGGCAUUGUGCUGACAUAGAGGGUACUUCUCAGCCUCACCAAAAACAUGCAUUAUUUUUCAACAUCGUUUCCUUUCACUUCAAUGCACUUGGUACACUGAUGUUCAAACUUUACUAUACUUUUGCAGAAGAAGGUCACAUCUUGAGCCUCCAGAUACUCUUCAACAGCAUGGAUGACUUCAUAAUUACUCUUAAAAUGAUGACUAUGCAAGUGGGAUUUCAAUUUGGGAAACAGAAGUCAGACUUUGAUUAAGGUGUAUGGGGCAAAAUUUCAAAGCCCCCAAUCUAUGGGGCAUGAGGGAGUCACUUUACCCCCUUUUCGAUAGAGCUGGUUCCAGUUUGAGUUUGGAGCCAGUGCCUGACUUGGCAUCGUUUUUUUGUGUUUCCAUCAGCUGAGCACCGGCUUCAGGCUCCAAAAACUGGAGCUUUUUGGGCACCAACUUGUUGCUGGGCCAGAGUUGAGAACAGAGUAUGUCACGGGCUGGGUUACGGUGACCGACGAUCAACGGUGAAAACACAGAACCACCAUUUUUAAACAGCCGAGCGAGUAGUAGUAGUAGUAUUAGUGUUUGGUGGCUGUGUUCUGAAAACCGGUAAAUAUAGACACCAAAUCCAAGCAGCAGCGGUCUGAGGAGGAGACCCAGUGCUUCCUAGCUGUUAGGAUGACCGUUUUGCGGUUGGAUAAAACAGGAGGCUUGGGGCGAGAUACGAUGCAAGUCAACCUGGCGUUUCUUCACCAACAUUGACAUUAAAAGAACACAAACGGCAAAGGUGGUUAACUGGUGUGUUGUGGCACUCCUUUCCUCUCUCCCCGCUCUCACUCAACUGCCAGUUGUUAAAGGUUAUCCAAAAUAAUCAAACACAAGAAUUUCAGAAAAAUACAAUAUAGCUUUAAUUUUAACUAUGAUAACAAACAUUAAAAUUGGAUAUCCAUUUCCUAAAAAUGACUACCAACAUCCUCAUCACGCAAUAUAUUUAUUUUAUCACCUGAAGAGAUUUCUUCUAACCCUUUCCUCACCUACACUUGGUUCCUCCCGGAACCUUUAUAAAGAUGUUCCAGCACAUGGGAACUCUUUUAGCUGGAACACUUGCGGUGACAAAAGAGAGGUGAGUCAUGCCAAACUUUUCAAUUUAUACAUUCUUAAAAUAAUGCCCCAUACCCACUUCAACAGGCAUUCAGUUAUAAAUUAAGUCCAGUCACUUAAUCAUUGUACUAAAACUGUUAUUUUCUUUCUUGUCGGCCUCACCAGGGUUUUCACCCAAUGUUGCAAGGAGAAGCCACCAAACAGCACAUGCCUGCACAUGCCAGCCUCAAAACCACACUCAUUAAACCCAUAAAAACAGUCA
Molecule: messenger RNA, 6309 nt
Organism: Amphiprion ocellaris (clown anemonefish)
Lineage: Eukaryota; Metazoa; Chordata; Actinopteri; Pomacentridae
Gene: phf14
Product: PHD finger protein 14
Exons: 16
Coding region: 15-2573 (852 amino acids)
Biological process (GO): regulation of transcription by RNA polymerase II
Source: RefSeq, a predicted model, not a curated record